Molecule: messenger RNA, 935 nt
Organism: Pyrus x bretschneideri (Chinese white pear)
Lineage: Eukaryota; Viridiplantae; Streptophyta; Magnoliopsida; Rosales; Rosaceae
Product: mucin-1-like
Exons: 1
Coding region: 1-600 (199 amino acids)
Source: RefSeq, a predicted model, not a curated record
AUGGCUCGCUCUUCAUUCGCGUUGUUGAUGGUGACAGUGGCUCUCCUCGCCGCCUCCGCCUUCUCCGACGACAAGGCUAAGGUUGCCUCAUCCACCUCCUCCCAAUCACCAUCAUCCACUCCACCACCCUCAUCAAACCCAGCAGCAGCUGCCAAGACACCAUCCGCCACGCCGGCAGCGACCCCAGCCGCCACCCCAGCAGCGACCCCAUCCGCCACCCAAGCAGCGACCCCAUCCGCCACCCCAGCAGCGACCCCAUCCGCCACACAAGCAGCGACCCCAUCCGCCACCCCAGCAGCGACCCCAUCCGCCUCCUCUGAGGCUCCCAAGUCCUCGGCUUCAUCAACCUCUCCGUCCUCCGCCCCCACCACCUCCUCCUCCUCCUCCUCCCCAUCCAGCUCUCCAUCAUCCGACUCUCCACCCUCACCACCCACCUCCACUCCCGCCUCCGGCCCAUCCACCUCCGACGUCACAUCUUCCGCUCCUACUGAGUCGACUACGUCUGCUGAGGCUCCCGCCCCAUCUGGUGCAGCCGUGAACAGAGGCUUCUCUGCCGGUUCCGUGGUCGCCGUCGUCAUCGCGGCGUCGUUUUUGGCCUAGAUUUGUUUUGCGGACGAGGCCUUUAUCCGCUGGUUCGGUCACCGAGAGAGAGAUGCAGCAGGCGGAUCUUGAGUUUCGUAUAUUAGCGGGUAGAAUUUAACUACUAUUUUUGGUUUUUUAGUUUUUUUCAAUAAGGUGGAUUCUUAUUGGUGAUGGAGAUAUUAUUUGGACGGUGUUGAUUUGAUCGGACGGUGUUUCUACGGCAGAUGAUUACUCCAUCGGCCUUAAUUAUUAAUUAUAAUUAUUAUUAUUAACUUCAUCAUUACUGUUGCUAAUGAUGAUGACUAUGGAGAUUCUUUUGUUAUGAUCCAAUGAUAUAUAUUAAUUAUAUUUAA